UUGCAAAACAUUCCUAACCUUUUAAAUUUGAAUUAAUAAAAAUACUAUCUAUUUUGAUAAGUGUAUGAGAAUAUAAUUACAGGAAAAUGCCACCUAAACAAGUCAAAAAAACGGUAUGGAUGGAAUGUGAAUCAUGUCAAUGUAGCAUACCAUCAAAUGUAAAAAAUGUACAUCUAGAUUUAAAUUGCGCGAAAGAUCAAUUAAAAUGUCCAUUUGUUGAGAAUGGAAAAUUAUUUUCAUGGUUAGAAAGAACCAGUUCACUUCCUGACAAUGCACCUCGAAAUGCAGUACUGUUACAUCCAUCUGCUGGAUCUCUCAUUAAUGCCGUAAUUGGUGGAGCAUUAGAACUAAAAAAGGAAGGUGCACCUACUUUAUUAAGGCGAAUGUGGCCUUCUAAAGCGUCUUCACCUAGUGCAGUCAUACUAAAUGCAGCAGAACUUGCUGGUGGAUGGUGUAGCGAUAAUAAGAAAGUUGUUGUGUCUGUUCUCAAAGAAAACUUAAAAAUUGCUACAAGUAUCAAAGUUAAGAUAAGAAAACAUAAAAUUGACACAGAUAUUACCAAUAUUUUAAAAGUAUUUUUUAGAGACUAUUAUGUAGGUGUUGGUACUAUACUUGUUUUUUAUUAUUUUGGCAAAAAGCUAGAAUUGGAAGUUGUAACUGUUAAAAGUAAGGAUAAAUGUGAAAUGACUUCUUGGUUUGUCCUUUCUGAUGACACCAUUUGGACAAUAGAAAGAGAUUCUGAUAAAAAAGUCAAAAAGAAAAAUCUUGAUAUUGGGGGAUUCAAUGAUAUAAUUGAUGAAUUAAAAAGUUCAAUUGAAAUUUCAUUUUCCACUGAUGGUAUAGCAGCUAGAUUUCAGCCAACUAGAGGAAUUCUUCUCUAUGGGCAUUCUGGUGUUGGAAAAACUGCUGUGUGCAAAUAUUUAAUAGACAACUUGAACUGUAAUCAUUUAGAGAUAAAUGGUCCAUCAAUAUUCAGUAAAUACUUUGGAGAAACCGAGGCCUCUUUAAAGAAAUUGUUCAACAAAGCUACAGAAAAUGAACCUUGUAUAAUUUUGGUUGAUGAGAUAGAGACCAUAUGUCCAAGAAAAUCAUCAGGCAGCACAGAACAAGAAAGAAGAAUAACAUCAGCAUUUGUAGCCCUAUUGGAUGGACUGCAUGAAGAAGAAAAACAAGUAUUUAUUUUAGCUACUACAAGAAAACCAGACUCGAUAGAUCCUAUGCUAAGAAGAUUUGGUAGAUUAGACAAAGAAAUUGAAGUUCCUGUACCAGAUAGAAGUAGAAGAAAAGACAUUUUAUAUGUUUUAUUAAAAAACUUACCAAAUCGGGUAUCUAUGCAAGAUAUUGAAGGUAUAUCGGAUUUAGCUCAUGGUUAUGUUGCUGCUGAUUUGGUGAAUCUUUGUUCACAAAGUACAAUGAAAUGUGUAAAACGGUCAAGUGACGUCAUUGAGAAAGAGGAUUUGAUAUAUGGUUUAACUGUGGUUAGGCCAAGUGCCAUGAGGGAGUUGUUAAUAGAAGUGCCAAAUGUAAGGUGGUCAGAUAUUGGUGGGCUUUCUGAUUUGAAGUUGAAGUUACGACAGGCUGUUGAGUGGCCACUUAAACAUUCAGAUAGUUUUCAACGAUUAGGAAUACGUCCACCAGCUGGUGUUUUACUAUAUGGACCUCCCGGAUGCUCAAAAACAAUGAUAGCCAAAGCACUGGCCACAGAAAGUGGUCUUAAUUUUCUGUCCAUAAAAGGACCUCAAUUGUUUUCAAAAUAUGUUGGGGAAUCAGAACGUGCAAUUAGAGAUUUAUUUACAAAGGCGAGACAAGUUGCUCCCUCAAUAAUAUUUUUCGAUGAAAUGGACGCAAUUGGUGGCGAGAGAGGAGAUGGCGAAGCAGGGGUUCAUGAAAGAGUACUGGCACAACUGUUGACUGAGUUGGAUGGAAUUGUGCCUUUACAAUCAGUCACCAUAGUCGCAGCUACAAAUCGUCCAGAUAAAAUGGACCGAGCCUUAUUACGACCUGGCCGUUUGGACAGAUUAAUUUAUGUGCCACUACCAGAUUUUGAAACAAGAUUGCAAAUAAUAGAACUAAAAUUAGCAAAAAUGAGCACACAACACAUAAACUCCCAUUCUUUGGCAGCAAGUACAGAAGGAUUCUCAGGAGCGGAAUUACAAGCAUUGUGUCAAGAAGCUGCAUUAAAGGCUUUAGAGAUAGAUAUUGACUGUCCAGCUGUCACAAUGGAACAUUUUCAUUAUGCCCUGUUAAAAUUGCAACCAAGAACACCCAAAUCACUUUUGAAAAUUUAUGAUGACUUUGCAUUAUAGUGCCUAUUCUUAUUAGAUUUAUUUACUGCUAGAUAAGAAUAUAGAUAAAUAUUAUAAUCUUGAUAGUUCUAUUUUGCAACAUGUAAAGUUCUAUUAUACAAACGAAUUAAUAUAUUAUAUAUAUACAUAUUUAAACGAUUUAAUUUGUUUCUAAAGUUUAUUUUGAUUAUUAUAUAAUUUACGUCAUACAUAUUACAAAUAACUUAAUUUUUAUAAUUUUACACAAGUAAAUAUUCUAGUUAUAUCUAACAUAUCCAAUCACAUACAUAUUCUUACACCAAUUAAGAUUAAGUAAAGACCUAAUUUUGGCUAAUUGGUAAACUCUUUUUUAAAGUAAUAAAAGUACUGCACAAUAAAACAAAAGAUCAGGUAAGUAAUAAUGAUAGUAUAGUACAAUUGAAUGACUCUAAUUUCAUUUCUGUCUACCCUCAUUUGAAAUGAGUUACCAAAUUAUAUGCAAUGUAUUUAAACACAAGUACAUUUUAUUUCAUAGUUGGUAAUAUUAUUAUUUUUAAUAUUUGUACCUAUUCUUUAUAUUUUCAAUUGACGAUAUUUAUGUGAAUUUUGCCCACCAAGAGUCUGUAACUAUACUAAUGUCUUGUCAUCAAUUAGUUGAAAUAAACCACAAACAUACACAAA
Messenger RNA from Leptidea sinapis, 2945 nucleotides. Its product is annotated as ribosome biogenesis protein SPATA5. The transcript has 2 exons. The record is from RefSeq and is a predicted model, not a curated record. Gene Ontology annotation, molecular function: ATP hydrolysis activity; ATP binding. Lineage: Eukaryota; Metazoa; Arthropoda; Insecta; Lepidoptera; Pieridae. Gene Ontology annotation, cellular component: cytoplasm. The coding region runs from base 87 to 2306 and encodes 739 amino acids.